AUGGUCAAACUUCUUGUGCUGGCCUUUUCUAUGGGGAUUGCUUUAUGUGCUGUAGUUAAAACUCCAAACAACUACGGUCCUUACAUUCGCGAUGUCAUCGAAACAGUUACCUGCGUGUUUAGAUCAGUGAAGAUCACGUAUGGGAAACUCCAGAAAUAUCCCAAUAAUUGUCGUUUAUUCAUAUUUUGUAUGAAUGAUGUAGGGAUAGUACGAGAGUGUCCCAACGGGCUAUACUUCAACCCAGUAGAGAAAUUAUGUGAUUUACCAGAAAACGUAGACUGCGAAGAUCCAACCGAAACUACUACUGAUGAAAAUGGGGAAGGAUCUACUACAGAGACCGGUAACACCACCGAAACAACGGAAGAAGGAAUACCCAGCACUACAGGUGACCAGACGACGAAUGGAGAGACUUCAAUCGAUACGACGACCAGUGAUGAACCCACAAUCGAAAACACUACAGUUGAAGGCACAACAUCUACCACUACAGCCGAUCAGACAACAAAUGAUGAACCCACAAACGAAGACACUACAAUUGAAGGCACAACAUCCAGCACUACAGUCGAUCAGACAACAAAUGGAGAAACUUCGGUCGAAACGACAACCAUCGAAGAACCCACAAACGGAGACACUACGGUUGAAGGUACUACAAUCGCUCCGACGACCAGUGAUGAACCCACAGACGAAGACACUACAGUUGAGGAAACAACAUCCAGUACUACAGUCGAUCAGACAACGAAUGGGGAAACAUCGGUCGAAACGAUAACCAGCGAAGACCCCACAAACGGAGAAACUACUGUUGAAGGUACUACAAUCGCUCCGACGACCAGUGAUGAACCCACCGACGAAGACACUACAGUUGAGGGAACAACAUCCAGUACUACAGUCGAUCAGACAACGAAUGGGGAGACCUCAAUUGAAACGACAACGAGUACUACUGUUGAUGAAGAAACCAGUACAACUACUGUUACUGAGGAAAUAUGUGAGCCAUUGUGUACAGUAUUACCCAUGUAUGGCGGAGAGGUUGCCCAUCCAGAAUAUUGCGAACGGUACAUUAGCUGCGUUAAUUCAUGCGACGGAGCCACAAGUUUUUGUCCGGCGAGCUUACUCUUCAACCACUUUAUGUCAGUGUGUGAUAUUUCGGAAAGAGCGGAGUGUAUAUUAGAAGUUUGUGUUGGUAAAGAGACUGGAACACUGGCCAGUGUCAACAGCUGCCGACAUUACUUUGUGUGCCUUUUGGAGAGCGCACUUUUGCGAUCUUGUGGAGAUGGGCUGGUGUUUGACCCUUCGCAAUUGGUGUGUGUGCAGGAAGACGAAAGCAAUACUUGUAAUAUUCCAGAUAUUCCUCCGGCACCACCAGAAGUGAUGGUUGAAUGCGAAGAAUCUGUACAAUUGCAGAACCUUAGGCAUCCAGAGCUAUGCAACGUAUACUAUAGGUGCGUUCGGGGAAAUAUUUUCCCUCGGCAGUGUCAGCCAGGUUUGUUCUUCGACGAAGUAAAGCAAGCCUGUAAUCUGGCAGAACUGGUCGACUGCACAAUGACGUAAUACAUUUACACGCAAUACAGUAUUGUGGACUGUACUGCUUAAUCUUUUCACCGAAAAGUAUCUAUUUAGUAUCAAUUCUUAAACAUAUAUGUAAUACUUAUUUAACAGAAAUCAUCAAAUGAAAAUAAAUGUUCUAUUUUG
This is a messenger RNA of Topomyia yanbarensis, 1683 nucleotides long. RefSeq lists its product as uncharacterized. The transcript has 3 exons. Gene Ontology annotation, molecular function: chitin binding. The record is from RefSeq and is a predicted model, not a curated record. Bases 1 to 1542 code for a protein of 513 amino acids. NCBI's taxonomy places the organism in Eukaryota, Metazoa, Arthropoda, Insecta, Diptera, Culicidae. Gene Ontology annotation, cellular component: extracellular region.